Fonsecaea multimorphosa CBS 102226 is the source of this 969-nucleotide messenger RNA. RefSeq lists its product as uncharacterized. The coding region runs from base 1 to 969 and encodes 322 amino acids. Gene Ontology annotation, molecular function: oxidoreductase activity. The record is from RefSeq and is a predicted model, not a curated record. NCBI's taxonomy places the organism in Eukaryota, Fungi, Ascomycota, Eurotiomycetes, Chaetothyriales, Herpotrichiellaceae. The transcript is spliced from 3 exons.
AUGCCUGGUGUUAUUGCACAGCCCGAGUCCGGCUUCCACAACAUCACGGUGAAGAAGCUUCAUCCAACUUUUGCGGCACAAAUCAGCGGUGUAGACUUCUCUCAGCCACUGUCGGACGAGACCUUCGAUGAAAUCCUUCGCGCCGUAACCAAAUACGGGGUCGUGGUCUUCCGCAGCACCAACCUGACGGACGAGACGCACUUGGCAUUCGCCCGUCGAUUCGGAGAACUCGACGACGUCAAACCGUACAUCUCGGCCGGUCGCAAGAACAGACUGCGAUAUGACGAGCUCUUUGAUGUCAGCAACGUCGAGGUGGACGGCACGAUCCUCGAUCCCGAAAGCGCAAGAGGCCAGGCGAACAAGGGCAAUGAUUUGUUCCACGUCGACUCCAGCUUCAACCCCCGACGGGCGGGAUAUUCGCUGUUGCUAGCGCACGAGCUGCCGCCGCCAGGAAUGGGCGGACACACAGCCUUCGCUGACACGAGGACCGCGUAUGACGACCUGCCGGCAGACCUGAAAGAGACGCUGCACCGCAACAACUACGUGGCCGCGCACUCGACGCACCACUCCCGCAAGCUCGCGGCGCCGGAAUUCUUCAAGGACCUGGACCCUCUCGACUACCCGAUGGGGCGGCAUUACCUGGUCCAGAAGCACGAGAGCUCCGGCCGGAUGAACCUGUACAUUGCCUCUCACGCCCAUCACCUGGAAGGGCUGGAGGCGGAGCAAUCGCAGGCGCUGUUCGAUCGGCUCUACAAGCACGCCACCCAGCCCAAGUACACGGUCGAGAUCGAGUGGCAGACUCCGGGGGACUUGGUCAUCUGGGACAAUACGUGCACCAUGCACCGAGCCGUGGGCGGGCCGUUCCUGCGCAAGUACCGACGCGACAUGAGACGCGCCACUGUCCACGACUCCAGCUCCCAGGCCUGGGGACUCAACGAGCAUUCUGAUGUGCGAGUUGGGCUGCCAUGA